Pezoporus flaviventris is the source of this 7327-nucleotide messenger RNA. RefSeq names its product SECIS binding protein 2 like (gene SECISBP2L). Lineage: Eukaryota; Metazoa; Chordata; Aves; Psittaciformes; Psittacidae. Bases 119 to 3406 code for a protein of 1095 amino acids. Gene Ontology annotation, biological process: selenocysteine incorporation. The record is from RefSeq and is a predicted model, not a curated record. Gene Ontology annotation, cellular component: ribonucleoprotein complex. Gene Ontology annotation, molecular function: ribonucleoprotein complex binding; mRNA 3'-UTR binding; selenocysteine insertion sequence binding. The transcript has 18 exons.
GGACCAGCGCCGCGCUGGGUGUGUGCGGGAGCGCAGCGGGGGCAGCGGGCGCCAUGGCGGGGGCGUCUCGGGUUCUCCGCCGUCCUUAUUAGAGCCGCCGCCCAGCCCAGCUGGAGCCAUGGACAAAGCGGACAAGAAUGUCAAGCUGUCAGCUGAAGUAGAACCAUUUAUUCCUCAGAAGAAGGGUCCAGAAACACUAAUGAUCCCAAUGGCGCUUCCUAACGACAGCGGAGGAAUUAAUGGCAUGGAACCAACUCCUAUCCCUAGCUACCUGAUCACGUGCUAUCCAUUUGUACAGGAAAACCAACCCAAUAGACAGUUUCCGUUAUACAACAAUGACAUCAGAUGGCAGCAACCCAACCCAAAUCCUGCAGGACCAUACCUUGCUUAUCCUAUAAUAUCUGCGCAACCUCCUGUUUCUACAGAAUAUACAUAUUAUCAGCUGAUGCCAGCACCAUGUGCUCAGGUCAUGGGUUUCUAUCAUCCUUUCCCUACCCCUUAUUCUGCACCCUUUCAAACAGCAAAUACUGUAAAUACAGUUACUACAGAAUGCACUGAGCGUCCCAACCCAUCGGGCCAGGUCUUUCCGUUAUCCAGUCAGCGGAGCAGAAGCAGCAACAGGGGACCAGUCAUACAAAAACAACAGCAGUUACAGAUGCACAUAAAAAGUAAACGUCCUCCAGUGAAAAAUGUUGCCACUCAAAAGGAGACCAGUUCUUCAGGUCCUGAGAACAGAUCAAAGAUUGUUUUGCUGGUUGAUGCCUCACAGCAAACAGAUUUCCCUUCAGAUAUAGCCAAUAAAUCACUUUCUGAGAGUGCUUCUACAAUGCUUUGGAAAUCAAAAGGCAGGCGCAGAAGAACUUCUCACCCUGCCGCAGAGUCCUCUAGUGAACAGGGUGCAAGUGAAGCGGACAUUGACAGUGACAGUGGCUAUUGUAGUCCUAAGCAUGGCAAUAACCAGGCUGCAGCCAUGACUUCAAGAAAUACAGAUUCUUGUGCAAUGAAUGUUGUAGAGCCAUCAGUAAGUACAACUGGUAUAAGUUGGACUAAUGUAAAUUCCCAGGCAACUCAAAAAAAACCUUGGAUUGAAAAAACUCAGACGUUUUCUAGAGGUGGAAGACAAGCUGAGCAAAGGAACAGUGCACAGUCUGGAUUCAGAUGCAGAGACCACAGCACAUCUUCAGAAAGAAGGCAGAAUUUGCAGAAACGACAUGAAAAACCUUUAACUGCAAGCCAGUCAAGCAGAACAGAGCAGAGUCCUGAACCUCUGUACUUUGAGGAUGAAGAUGAAUUUCCAGAGCUGAAUAGUGACAAUGGCAGCAGUAAAAGUGGUAACAUCCAGCAAAAGAUUUCACCCAAAGUAUUGGAUGAUUUGCCAGAGAAUUCUCCAAUCAAUAUAGUCCAAACUCCAAUUCCCAUCACAACCUCUGUACCAAAGCGUGCAAAAAGUCAGAAGAAGAAGGCCUUGGCAGCAGCACUUGCAACAGCUCAAGAGUAUUCAGAGAUAAGCAUGGAGCAGAAAAAACUUCAAGAAGCUCUAUCAAAAGCAGCUGGAAAGAAGAGCAAGACCCCUGUUCAGUUAGAUCUGGGGGACAUGUUAGCAGCUCUUGAAAAGCAGCAGCAAGCAAUGAAAGCUCGUCAGAUCACCAACACCAGGCCUCUCUCAUACACAGUUGGCAGUGCUGCUCCCUUUCAUACCAAAGAAUCCACCAACAGAAAGUCCUUAACAAAAGGACAGCCAUCAAUGGGUUGCCUUAAUCCUUUGGAUUCAACUGCUCCAAAAGUGAAAAGAGGAAAAGAAAGGGAAAUUGCAAAACUGAAACGCCCUACAGCACUUAAAAAGAUCAUUUUGAAAGAGAGAGAAGAGAAGAAAGGCCGUUUGUCAUCUGACCACAGCCUGUUGGGAUCUGAUGAGCCAAAAGAGGUUCAUAUAAAUGUGACUGCUGAUCAGUCGCAGGACCUGGCCUCUCAAGAAGAAACUGGACUAAGCAUGACUAGUGAUACUUCGCUUUCACCAGCAAGUCAGAAUUCUCCAUACUGCAUGACCCCAGUGUCACAAGGUUCACCUGCUAGUUCUGGAAUAGGCAGUCCAAUGGCAUCUUCUGCAAUAACUAAAAUUCACAGCAAGAGAUUCAGAGAAUACUGUAACCAAGUGCUAAGUAAGGAAAUAGAUGAGUGUGUGACUCUCCUGUUGCAAGAGCUUGUCAGCUUCCAGGAACGUAUUUAUCAAAAGGAUCCCAUGAGAGCUAAAGCAAGAAGAAGACUUGUUAUGGGGUUGCGUGAGGUUACUAAGCAUAUGAAGCUAAAUAAGAUUAAGUGUGUAAUCAUAUCUCCCAACUGCGAGAAAAUCCAGUCAAAAGGUGGACUGGAUGAGGCUCUAUAUAACGUAAUAGCCAUGGCACGGGAACAAGAAAUUCCUUUUGUCUUUGCUCUUGGCCGUAAAGCUCUUGGGCGUUGUGUGAACAAGCUGGUUCCUGUUAGUGUAGUGGGUAUCUUCAACUACUCUGGUGCUGAGGACCUGUUUAAUAAGCUGGUAUCACUGACUGAAGAGGCCAGAAAAGCAUACAGAGAUAUGGUUGCUGCAAUGGAACAGGAGCAGGCAGAAGAAGCCUUGAAGAAUGUCAAGAAGGCACCUCAUCAUAUGGGCCAUUCUCGUAACCCUUCUGCAGCAAGUGCUAUCUCAUUCUGUAGUGUUAUUUCUGAACCCAUAUCUGAAGUGAAUGAGAAAGAAUAUGAAACAAACUGGAGAAAUAUGGUGGAAACAUCUGAUGGGUUAGAAACCUCUGAAAAUGAGAGAGAAUCCUCCUGCAAGACUGCGGCAGCAGAAAAAGCUGGUAACGGUCAAAGUGAAAAAGCCACUAUUAAUAAACAACCACCUUUGGCUACAACUGGCACUACCUCAGCAACAAAUCAUGGAAAAGCCACACCAGGUGACAAAGAUGAGGUGAAACCAGAUGACAAUCUGGAAUGGGCCUCACAGCAGAGUACAGAAACAGGAUCACUGGAUGGCAGCUGCCGAGAUCUUUUGAAUUCUUCCAUGACCAGUACCACCAGUACUCUUGUACCAGGAAUGCUAGAAGAGGAGGAAGAGGAGGAGGAGGAAGAUGAUGAGGAUUAUGCCCAUGAACCAAUCUCUGCAGAGGUUCAGCUUAACAGCAGAAUUGAAUCUUGGGUUUCAGAGACCCAGAGAACUAUGGAGACUCUUCAGCUUGGGAAGACCCUUAGCGGUGCUGAAGACAACACAGAACAAAGUGAAGAGGAAGAAUUAGAGACUUCUGAGCAGGCUGAUCCAGUCACUGAUGGUGAGGAAUGGACAAAUGAUAAGCACGCAAGUACCACUCAACACAAACCCACAAUUUGCAGCUCUUUGAGUAAAGAACACACAGAUUCCAUCUAUAUGCCGUAAAAAAAUAAGCAGGAACUCAGGAACUUUUUAGAAAUAAUAUUAAAACUAACUGUUGUAAAGGUUGCAGCCAUUAUUUCGUACGCUUCAUCUCAACAUUUUGCACUGUUAAACAUUUAAUAUGUGUAUUUAAUUCACAACAAUAUUUUUGUAGUUGUCUGUUACUUGAUUUAAGAACUAACUUAGCUUUUAAUCAGUCUCUUUUUCCCAGAAUAGAAACUGUGGAUAAUUUGUCAUUAAGUAUUCAUGUGAUCUUUUGUAAAAGGAAACAUCUUGUAACUGAUCAGUUUUAAGCAACAUUCAUUAAGAUGUGACCAUUUAGCUCAUUUUCACACAGAUAACCUAUGUUAAGACUGACAAAUGACCAACCCUUUACAUUGGUGUUAUGCUGUUAUGCCAGGCACAUCAGUGUAUUUGGCUGUGAUUUUUCUGAUUCCAUCUAGAAGUAAAAUUUUAGUUUUCUUCAAAGAAAAGCUGUAAAACCCCAUUUGCAGUCUUAAUGCAAAGUAAAUAGUAGAGAAAUCUAUGCAUGAUUCUUAUGCCAAGAUGUAGCUUUUUAAGUUGGUCUCGAUGAAUGCAUCAUUAAAGAGCUGGUGAUAGUUGAGAUGGUUACAAUAAGCUACAACAACUUUGAUUCCAGAAAAGCUUUAAACCAGAGGGAUAUAAUUAAUAUUUUGGGUUGUGGGUUUUGUGUGGUGGUUUUGUUUUGUUUUUUUCAAGGUGAAAAUAUGGCAUUAAAAAACAGCAAAGAAAACAAAAAUUCUUCAUUUCUCUCCACAGUUGCUGUCUGCCAAACCACACAAAGUGAAUCACUAACCAUAAUGUCUAUCCAGGGCUCUUAGUAAACUGAUGACUUCCUCUUUCUCCUGUCACUUACCUCAGGAAUGCUGUUUUGCAUAUUGUAACCUACAGAACAUUGCAAAAAGCAAGAAUAAUCCUUUAGCAGCAGGUGUGAACAAUGUGGUGGCUCAGUGUAUCUACACAUUCAUCUGCACGCUCUGAUCUUGGCCACCCCUGUGUUGAGUUCAGGGUGUAUCUUAACAAUUCUUACUCAAAAUUUGACCUCUCUUUGUUCUUGCAGUUGUAGCAGCUUUGGGAGUUGAUCUCUAGAGUAGAAAAGGAAGUCGUUUUCCAGGAAAGGAGGAAGUGCCCUGUAGUAUGGGGAGGUAUUUCAGUGGUUCUGAGGUGAAAGAAGAAAAAUAUGCCCUCUCUGAAGCAUACAUGUUGCUGGAGAAUUGUUCCAUGUGUUCUGGAUAUUUAAGCAAAAUCCAUUAACUAAUAAUGAAUUCAUUUUAGGUUGAAGAUGGAGUAUGUGUCUAAACACUGCAUGUAAGGAGUAUAUUUUCCACUUUUGUCUUAUAUUGGCAAGGGAAGUACUGAAACUGCCAGCAGCAGGAGCUUCACUACAGGAGUAGCCAAAGAGUAACUCACAUGAGUAACACUUUCAUAGUAAAUGUAUGUUUCUUUUAAUUUCACUUCCUUUUUCUUGAUCACUUGUAUCAAAAUGCAUAAAAAUCCUCUGGGUAGGCUGAAAAAAAACCAGCCCACAAGAAAUGGAUAGCUUAGUUAGGUAUUUAAUCCACGCAUAUUAAUAUGGGACCAAUGCUUAUAGUAUUAGUGAUGCUGGCAUUUUAAGUUGCACUGGGAAAAUAAGACUCCAGGUUUAGAAAUCAUCUACCCCUGGGUUUUUUGGAUGCUAAUGAAUAUAAUAGAAACUGUGUGUAUUAUGUAAAUAAUGCUUUGAUAGGCAUAGCAAAUGCUAUGUAGAUAAGCAGUAUAGAGAGCUGCUAGGACAAAUGGCUGUUCUGUCACGUUCUUAGUUCCUUAAUGUAAUCUUCCUAGAUGUUACAACAGGCAUUUUAUAGGAAAACAAAGACUAAGGAAUGAUGCCUCCUGAAUGUUAAACCUUUUACUGUAUGUAAAAUGGCAGAUUUCUACCAUCUGUAUGUUUUGAAUGAGUUUUUGCUUUAGGAAAUGAUAAGUGUUUGAACUGCUGACAAGCAAAACUUGCCCUUGGAUGUGUAAGCACGUCUCGACACCAGCCGAGAUCCAUGUAUGCACUGAGGGCAAAACUUCACCAGAACAUCAGAAAAACAAAGGUGUUUGUAAUUUUUCCUUCUGCUUUUUCAGUGCCAGUGAUUCAAAUAACUUUUGAUCUUGAAGUACGAACAUCAAAGGCGCAUCUUUUUAUAUGUCUUUUCUGAACUUGGACUGUCAUUUUAAAAUUUUCUGACGUUUGUAUCAAAGAAGUCUUGUAAUAUUCAGCCCACUAUUUAACUGCAGUUUUGCUACAGGUUUAAUAGAGUUCUUGAAGGUGAUACAGCACUUCUAAUAUCUCUCAAUUUGCCAGCAAAUAAGGAACUAAUCUCUUUUUCAAAUGUGGCAGAUCACCCUUAGAGGAGCAAACUGAAACUGAGUACAGGAAACUGGUUUUAGUGCUUCCUUUUGAUAAGCUGGGAAUGAGCAAUAACUCUGAGAAAGAAAUUGCAAUUCCUGUGGGAGUGAUCCAUUUGCAUCUAAAAUUAGGAAAGUUCCUUGCCACUUGAAGCACUUGAAGAGAGUAUCUCACUGUGGUAAUUUUGAUUCUGUUAUCACCAGAAUUUAGAAAGAAAGUCUACAAAUGUUUUACAAUACCAUGAUUAUUUUUUUUUUACAAGUAGCUGAAUUUCUAUUUCAGUAUCAAGGUGUGCAGUGUACUAUACAGGUUGUUACUGUCCCCAGGAAGAGGUGUUUCUGUAGUUACAGGUGUAUAGAUAUUUUUGUUGUGAAAAUGAUUUUGGAAAACAAAUCUACUUAAGACAUUCUUUGUAGAAAUUAUUUCACCACUUAAUUUAUCUGGUAAAAUCCAAACUAAUGUAUCUGUGGUAGGGGUAGGGAUCUUUAAAUCUGGUAGAGGUGUCUAUGUAUACAGCCUAUUUAUAUGAAUACUUUCAGUAUCUCUGUCAAAGUAAGUGGAUUACAAAUAUAUAAAAGGGAAAAAUCUGAAGAACUUUGUCCUUAGAUGGACCAAGUAACAAUGUCUGAGUAUGGUUAGGGACCUGAUCCUGCGAGCACGUGCUUAAGAGCAUUAGUUCCACUGGCUUAAAUCGAUGGCCUGUUUAUCUGCUUAAGUUGUGCGCAGGUAGUUGUAAGACUGGAGCUAAACAAUGACAGGGGGUAUUGACCUGUGUUUUAAAAACUUAUUAUAGAAAAUGUUCAGUAAUGCACUUGUUGGUGUUCUUCUGGUAAAGAUAAGAGGUGUCUUUAUGCUUAUUUGGGUGGGUGGGAGCUUACACAAUGUGAUUCUGUCCGGUUCUUUAACACAAGCUUCAAUUUUAAUAAUGUUACUUUAAAUACACAUGUAAAAAGUAUUAUUGUUUGAAAAGCUGCUGUUUGCUGAACUGUCAUUAAGUAUUUCCUGUGAAGUUGUGCCAACUAAUGAAAGUUUACCGAGUUGAUGUCAACGUUAGCUAUUUAAAAAUUGGACAUGACAAUUUGUUAAUGAAACAAAAACCAGCAGAAGUAAGCCAUAGAAACAUGUAACGUGGGUCUGCUACCCGCCCUGCCACACGUAAGGAAAUACAAGAAUGUCAAACCCAAAACUUCCUCACCAAUGAAUGAUAAAGCCGAAAGUAGAAACCCAGUUGGCACAGCCCACCUUCUAAAUGUUGAUAAAUAGUUCAUAUAUUUUACUUUUAAAUAGAUUCAACUAAGGAAAGCUGUUUAAUCUUUAAUGUCUUAAAAUUUAUAGUAAUAUUUAGGUUAAAGCAGUAGAAAAAUCAUUACGAAAUACAAUAUGAAGGGUUUUGUUCCAUUUCUUUUUUGCUGUAUGAAGGAUAAUUGUUCUGUCUACCGUACUUUUUGGAGUAAUAACAGCUUUUUUGCACUAUGUAAAUACUAGUGGGGAAUUCUUCCAUAACUAAUAAAAAUGAUUGUAGAAAUUUA